AUGGUUGUAACUAUUCCAGAGAAACCACUUGAACUUCAUCUUCGACGCAAGAUUCUUUUGGCUUAUGAUAACUCGGAGUAUAGUAAGUUUGUGUAUCAAUAUUGUCUGGACAACCUUUUCAUUCCAAAUCGUGACCAUGUAUCAUUGGUAACCGUACUGGAUGAAGAGCAAUCCAUAUUCUUAAUGGCACACAAAUCUAGAGCUCAAAGUGCUGAAAAUAGAAAGAGAAAUCGACGUCUAUCAUUCACAGAAAAUCAGGAAGCUUCGGAUAUUUUGAGGCCAUUGGCUGAAGAGUUAUCAAGUAAAGGCAUUACUUCUAAUGUCUAUACUUUAAAAGGAGAUCCGAAAUAUCAACUUUUAAAACUCGCCGAUAAUUCACAUGCAGAUUUGUUUGUGGUUGGUACGCGUGGUCUCGGAUUAUUGAAACGCAAUCUGCUCGGAAGUGUAUCGGAACAUGUCGUUCGUCAUGCUUCCAUUCCGGUAUUUGUAGUGAAAGACAAAACAAGAGAUAACAGUAGUCAACCCUCAUCACCCACCUCCAAUUCGUUCUCGUCUAAUGCUAGGAGGAGUCUUCAAGCUCCAAUUUCAAUAUUCAGAACUUUAACCAAAUAG
Messenger RNA from Ambispora gerdemannii, 612 nucleotides. The record is from the annotation of a GenBank genome assembly. Lineage: Eukaryota; Fungi; Glomeromycota; Glomeromycetes; Archaeosporales; Ambisporaceae.